Sinocyclocheilus anshuiensis is the source of this 1336-nucleotide messenger RNA. Its product is annotated as GPN-loop GTPase 1-like. Lineage: Eukaryota; Metazoa; Chordata; Actinopteri; Cypriniformes; Cyprinidae. The transcript is spliced from 14 exons. Gene Ontology annotation, molecular function: GTPase activity. Bases 42 to 1235 code for a protein of 397 amino acids. The record is from RefSeq and is a predicted model, not a curated record.
AGUACACAUUUCUUUACGGUAAGUGUCCAGUAGUAGCAGGCAUGGAGACUGCAGCAGCAGCAGACGCAAGCGAUGGCGCUUCAUGUGAAAGUGAUCAAUGUAAAGAAGAUGGAGAUACACCGAGGCAGAGUUCAUCUAACGAACAGAACACAGAACCGAAACCGGUGUGUCUCAUAGUUUUAGGCAUGGCAGGGUCAGGAAAAACAACUUUUGUGCAGAGGCUCACAGUUUACCUGCACUCCAAGAAAAGUCCUCCAUAUGUUAUCAAUCUAGAUCCUGCAGUUCAUGAGGUCCCUUUUCCAGCCAACAUUGAUAUCAGAGACACUGUCAAUUACAAGGAAGUCAUGAAACAAUAUGGUUUAGGUCCAAAUGGAGGAAUCGUCACAUCUCUCAAUCUGUUUUCAACACGAUUUGAUCAGGUCAUGAAGUUUAUUGAGAAAAAGCAAAGUAACCACCAAUAUGUUUUGAUUGACACUCCUGGGCAAAUAGAGGUGUUCACAUGGUCUGCAUCUGGAACCAUCAUAACUGAAGCACUGGCCUCUUCUUUUCCCUGUGUGGUUAUUUAUGUGAUGGACACAUCUCGAAGUGUAAAUCCGGUCACCUUUAUGUCCAACAUGCUCUACGCCUGCAGCAUUCUCUACAAGACCAAGCUACCUUUCAUAGUCGUCAUGAACAAGACCGACAUCAUUGAUCACAGUUUUGCGGUGGAGUGGAUGCAGGACUUUGAGGUGUUUCAGGACGCUUUGAAUCAGGAGACGUCCUACGUUAGUAACCUGACCCGCUCUAUGAGUCUCGUUCUUGAUGAGUUCUACACCAACCUGAGGGUUGUCGGAGUGUCUGCAGUCACGGGUUCUGGGCUUGAUGAACUGUUUGUACAGGUUGCAGAUGCUGCUAAAGAGUAUGAAACAGAGUAUCGUCCUGAAUAUGAACGUCUGCACAGAGAGUUGGCUGAAGCUCAGAGUCAGAAACAACAGGAGCAGUUGGAACGCCUUCGGAAGGACAUGGGAGCAGUUCCCAUGGAAACUGCAGUUCCUACUGAUGCCCCAGAUCUUGGUGGGCCCAGUGACCUCAUCUUUACCCGCGGCAACCCUGAUGAAGCCGAGGAAGACAUAGACAGCGAUACCGAUGAUAUCGAUCACACAGUCAUAGAAGAAAGCAAAGAGGCCGGCGCUUUCAAAAGCUUUCUGAAGGAGAGAAGAGAAAUAGUGCAAGUGCGCAACAGGAAGUCUAAGUGAUGGCAGGAAAUGAUCAUUAUGUAUGUGUACUGUUGCCCAGAACACUUGAGUUUAACCCCUGAACAUUGACCUUUCCACUUUCAAAGACAUAAGUUGUUAAU